Carassius gibelio (silver crucian carp) is the source of this 1711-nucleotide messenger RNA. Its product is annotated as calphotin. Bases 179 to 1360 code for a protein of 393 amino acids. The record is from RefSeq and is a predicted model, not a curated record. The transcript is spliced from 12 exons. NCBI's taxonomy places the organism in Eukaryota, Metazoa, Chordata, Actinopteri, Cypriniformes, Cyprinidae.
ACCCCUUCCCCCACAGACAGACAGAGAGAUGAAAAAAAUCAACGCGCCUUUAAAUAGAACCAUAUCGUCAUUCUGACUGCUAGAGCGAGACAGAUCCGCUCAGCAUCCAUUACCUCAACGCACGACAGAAGAAAUACACUUAUUAUUCGUUCAUUCUAAAACACUAUUCACAGUAAACAUGCCUAGCAAGAGAAAGAAGAACAAGCGCAGAAUGAGAAAAGUGCAUGCCCAGAGAAAGGCUCUGGAGGAGCGGUUCGCCUCCUCUGGAAAGGGAACCCCAGGAGUACGUGCUUUCCAUGCAAUUCCCUGCCAGUACCCUGAUCAAAUUCCAAUAGAGUGUCCUUUUACCGUUCCAAUUUCCCUCCCAGUGAUUGCUCCCAUUGACGUUCCUGCUGAAGUACCUGAAGUCGCAUUAGAAGUCCUAGUCACAGAUGCCAUCCAAGACAAAGUGGUGAAAGAUGCAGAGGACCUAAGACAAACCCCAGUUGAACCCCCUGCAAAAGAGCCAGAUGUGACAGAGGAAGGUGAAAGCAUUGUCAUUCCAGUAUCAGAGGUCACAUCUAUUGAUGAGCCAGUGUCGAUCCCUGCAGAAUCUGAGGUUCAGUUCGAGGACACUACACCUGUAGCCACAGAGACUCAUAUUGUAGCUCAGCCUGUUGAGAUUGAAACCAAGUGUGAAGAUGAAGCUGAGCUUCCUGCUGAGGAUCCUGUAGUAGAGAUGCCAGUGCCAGAGACGGUGACUACAGCUGAAACUGUUGCUGCGGUUGAAACUGUGACAGAAACAGUAGUACCUGAAGUUGAGCCUGUUGCUGAUGCUGCAGUGGAAGUCGGUGUCUUGGAAGAACCUGCUGUUGAAGCCGAAGCCAUAACUGUUGAAAAUGAGCCUGCUGAAGUCAACACAGAAGUCAUGGAGGAUGUACACGCAGAGCCUGAACCAGAAGAGUUUCCAGUGGAAGCUGCGAUACCUGCAGAAGCUUUAGUGGAGCCAGAGCCUGAGCAGAAGCAGCAGCAGCCAGUCCUACUGGAAGAACCAACGCCUUCGGUCGAGUCCAAAAGUGACCCCAUCGCUGAAGUAUGUGUUGUGACUGAGUCAGUAGCGGUGGACCCAACCGUUGAAGAGGAGCAGACUCCUGAAACAACAACAGAUGCCCCCGAGGUUCUAUCAGAGUGUCAUGAAACGAUUCCUCCUCCUGAGCCUGAGCCUCUGCCUGUGCCUGUAGCAAAGAUUAUACAAGCUCAAGAUGAAAUUAUGCCACAAGUAGAAACUGAAACUAUAAAGGAGUUGGCAGUGGCUGGUGGCCUAACUUUGGAUGCCAUAAAUGGAUGUCUGGGAGCUACCAAAGUUGCAAUUGAAGGUUAAAGUGCCUAUGUUUCAUAGGACAUAAAAAGUUGGCGAAACAUGAAACAUUGCAAAGUGCCUUUCUGUACUGAUUCUCUCCUCAUCUAUGACAAGGAUGUGUGGCUGUUCUUCGCUGGUGGAGUUUUUCUGAGCUUCUGGCUAAUUUUCUUCAGUUUCCAUAUGCAUGUACAGUAGAAUUUGAUGGCGUUAUAUACAUUACAUACGUAGUAAAGUAAAAUGGAAGGGUGUUGCAAAUGUAUAUGUUUUUACUUGGACCCUUUUGUAAAGUGGAAUGAAUACUCCUUGUUCUAUUUGAUUAAAUGAUUUGUAGUGGAGUGCUUUGGAGCACGAUUUCAGACUAUACCAUCACAA